AAUCAACACAACCAUACAAGGAAACAAGUAUUUUUUGCAUAUGGCUCGGCAGGAAGAGGGUUGGCCCCUGGGUUUGCAGCCUCUGAAUGUGAGAGUUGGGUUGGCCAGAAACAACCAUUUUUCAGGAUCAAUAUCAUUCAAUGCUACAACACUCACUUGUUCUCCAUCUUCCUCUUCGGAUUCCUCAUCAGAUUUAGACACAGAGUCUACAGGGUCUUUCUUCCACGACAAGAGCACAACACUUGGGAGCCUUAUAGGUGUUUCUAGCAUUGUGGAGCUUUCCAGGAGAUCAAUAAGAGGAAGAAAAGCAGAAUCAUCAAAGGAAAAAAAGAACACUAACACCACCACCACCACCAGCAACAAAUCAAAAUUUUGGCUUCUCUCUCUAUGUUCAAGGGACAGUACAGAUGCGGAGAUUGCAGAUAUGAACAACCCUCCAUCCCUAGGCCACUUCCUUGCCGUCGAGAGAAGAGCUGCCAACGAAUGUGGGAGGAACCAUACCUCUAGUCCCAUAAUUUUUGGACCUGAUGAGCUUGCCCUGACUCUGCCGGCUACUGAACCCAACUCACUGUUUAUCAAUGGCUGUGUUGCUCCUCCUCAAUCAAGUUCUUGCCAUGCUCCAGAUUCUGAGAGCAGAAAGAAAAACACGACUGGAAUGGAGAAUAGUAAAGAACCUAAUAGUUAUGGAGUUUCAAUUCUGUUCUCAUGCAUGUGUGCACAGGCUUCACUCUAGGCAUGUCCCUAAAUGUUUUAUCUUUUUGGUCUCACACAUUUCUGAUUGAAUUUCAUGUUCUAUGAAGGAAUUGAAUGAAUCCCCUCUACAUGUAGAUGGAGUUCUUUCUUCAAUAAAGAGUCUUUCCAAUU
Molecule: messenger RNA, 864 nt
Organism: Rubroshorea leprosula
Lineage: Eukaryota; Viridiplantae; Streptophyta; Magnoliopsida; Malvales; Dipterocarpaceae
Source: the annotation of a GenBank genome assembly